Molecule: messenger RNA, 1087 nt
Organism: Ceratotherium simum simum (southern white rhinoceros)
Lineage: Eukaryota; Metazoa; Chordata; Mammalia; Perissodactyla; Rhinocerotidae
Gene: PNO1
Product: partner of NOB1 homolog
Cellular component (GO): nucleus
Molecular function (GO): RNA binding
Source: RefSeq, a predicted model, not a curated record
GCCUGCGCAGUACAGCAGUGCACGUGUUCGAGCCGGAAGCGCCCACUGGGACUGGAGAUUCCUGGGGAUGGCAACCGAGAUGGAGGCGCAGAGUGUCGGGGCCGAGGACGGCUUCACCCAGGUCACCCGCAAGGGUGGCCGGCGGGCGAAGAAACGGCAGGCUGAGCAGCUGUCCGCAGCGGGGGAGGGCGGGGACGCGGGCCGCAUGGACACCGAGGAGGCCCGACCCGCGAAGAGGCCGGUCUUCCCGCCCCUCUCCGGGGACGGGUUCCUGGGUGGGAAAGAAGAAACAAGGAAAGUGCCAGUCCCAGCUAACAGAUACACGCCGUUAAAAGAGAACUGGAUGAAGAUAUUUACUCCUAUUGUAGAACAUUUGGGACUUCAGAUACGCUUUAACUUGAAAUCGAGGAAUGUAGAAAUCAGGACAUGUAAAGAAACCAAGGAUGUUAGUGCUCUGACAAAAGCAGCUGAUUUUGUGAAAGCCUUUAUUCUAGGGUUUCAGGUGGAGGACGCACUUGCCCUUAUUAGGUUGGAUGACCUCUUCCUGGAGUCUUUUGAAAUUACGGAUGUUAAGCCCUUAAAGGGAGACCACCUGUCAAGGGCAAUAGGAAGAAUCGCUGGCAAAGGAGGAAAAACCAAAUUCACCAUAGAGAAUGUGACACGGACGCGGAUAGUUUUGGCUGACGUGAAAGUUCACAUCCUUGGCUCUUUCCAAAACAUCAAGAUGGCAAGAACUGCCAUUUGUAACCUCAUCCUGGGAAAUCCUCCAUCAAAGGUUUAUGGCAAUAUUCGAGCCGUGGCUAGCAGAGCAGCAGAUCGAUUCUGAUUUCAAAUAAGAGACUUGUUAUCUUGUCUUUGGACUCUAGAGAAAAAGACCUUACCCUCUACAAGUGGUCACAAGAAACCAUGUGAAGAAUUUUUCAGUCACUUUAAGCCUUGGUCCCUUCUUCCAUUCUCAGCCAGAAGCGUAAAUAGAAAGGAAAAGUUUGAUAGUAUUCACACUCAACAGCUUUGAGGAUAAUUUAAAUAUUGAAAUUUAGUACCAUUGUUAUACUUACAUAUUAAUUCUAAUUUAUCAUUUUUUAAA